Candida dubliniensis CD36 is the source of this 1881-nucleotide messenger RNA. RefSeq names its product metal cation transporter. Gene Ontology annotation, biological process: transmembrane transport; intracellular zinc ion homeostasis; zinc ion transport. The record is from RefSeq and is a predicted model, not a curated record. NCBI's taxonomy places the organism in Eukaryota, Fungi, Ascomycota, Pichiomycetes, Serinales, Debaryomycetaceae. The coding region runs from base 1 to 1881 and encodes 626 amino acids. The transcript has a single exon. Gene Ontology annotation, cellular component: Golgi apparatus; membrane. Gene Ontology annotation, molecular function: zinc ion transmembrane transporter activity.
AUGGAUUUUAAAAGCCGAUACGAAUCAUCACUAACCCUUACAAAGUUUUUUGGCUCAUUGCCUUUACUCGUGGCGUUUCCCCUAGUGUUUUUAUCUCAUAGUCUAAGUACAACAUCAUUUGAAUUUGCUUAUGAAAACACCAUACUAUUAAACAUCUUUUUAGCAUCAGCGUGUCUUUCAAUAGUAAUACUAGCUCAUCGUUUAAAUGUUUUACCUAUAAGCAAUACUACCGCCACCGCCAGCGGAUCAAACAAAAUGUCUACCAUUUAUCUUCUUUCUACAUUUUAUGUCAUAUAUACGUCGGCAUCAUUUCUACCGGCAAACAGAGUGGCAGUAUUGUAUUUGGGAUUGUUUUUGAACUCGUGGAAUUUCUACACUCCAUUGGCAUUUGUUUUGGAUUGUUAUACUAAUUUCAAGGAAUUCUAUGCCCUCCACAUUGUAUUCACAUACUCAUUGGUAAUACUUGGAUAUUACUUAUUGUCCUAUAAAUUGAACCUGACCUCAUUGUCGAAUUUAUUAUCUUCACUCGAUAAACCCACCGUUUUUGGUACGCUUAUUUUGAGUGCAUUGUCACUUGCAUUCUACAAUCCAUCCGUGUUUAAUUUCAGUAUGAUAGGAGUUAACAUUGCUACAUUUAUUGUGUUUAUGAUAGCAAUCCAAGAGUUUCAAAUGAGAGAUAGCAGAUUGUCAAGUGUAUUUGUUUCAUUUUUACUUGAACUUUUGCAAUAUGUUGUGUUAUCACAGAAACCGUCGUUUUCACAAAUACUAAAUGUUGCGCUUGCAGGAGCAGUGACCCCUGACAAAUCGUAUUAUUUUGAACAAGAAGAAGAAAAAGGGACCAGUCACGGACAUAAAAUAACCAACAAUUCAGCUCCCAUUCUUAGAGAGCUAAUGGGACAUUCUGAUACUCGAGCCAUUUUCAACUUUCUUUUACUUAAUGCUACAUUUAUGUUUGUUCAAUUUCUAUACUCGUUUAGAUCUAAAUCAUUAGGAUUACUUUCUGACUCAUUGCACAUGGCUUUAGACUGUAUGUCAUUAGUUUUGGGAUUAAUUGCUGGUGUCAUAUCCAAACACGAAAUAGAUAGCAAUGGGAAAUACCCCUUUGGCUUAAAAAAUUUUGAGAUUUUGGCAGGAUUUACCAAUGGGACAUUGUUAGUCGGUAUUAGUGGAUCCAUUUUAUUUGAGGCCAUUGGCAGGUUAUUUAACCCAGUUCAUUUACAAAAGACUACGGAAUUGAUAAUUGUUUCAAUAUUGGGAUUGCUAGUUAACUUGGUUGGAAUAUUUGCCUUUAAUCAUGGCCAUUCCCAUGGUCAUUCCCAUGGUCACUCUCAUGGUCCCUCUCAUAGCCAUGAACAUUCACAUGGGCAUUCUCAUGAACACCUGCAUAGCCCUGAAUGCAACUCAGAAGAUGAACACGACCAUAUGAAUGACAACAUGAAGGGUAUUUUUUUGCACAUAAUGGCAGACGCCUUGGGUUCGGUUGGUGUUGUAAUCUCAACAAUAUUAACAAAAUACUUUUUGUGGGAUGGAUUUGAUCCGAUAGCGUCAAUUAUAAUUGCCACUUUGAUUUUUGUGUCUGCAGUUCCUUUAAUUAAAUCAACAGCCUCGACCUUGUUGUUAAGUAUCUCAAAAACUAAAGAAGACCAGAUUCGGAAUAUUUUGCACGAAGUUCAACAAGUCAAAGGAGUGAGAUCUCUCACAACGCCAAGGUUCUGGCCCGGUCCUAGAAAUAAUGUUUGUGGGUAUGUUCAUGUUCAAGUUUACCGAGGGGAAAAUACGUCUUAUAUCAAGCGACAAUGUGAGAAAAUGUUUGAGAGCAGGAACAUGGAUGUGAUGCUACAGAUUGAAAACGAUUACGAUGAUUGUUGGUGCAGAAAGUAG